AGAUUUCCAGUCACAGAGAAAGUGCAAGUUUCUAGAUUUCUUUUAAAUUUGAAGUUAUUGUGUCAAAUGACUUCUUAAAAAAUAUUCGAUGUAUAACUCUUCAGAAUUAAAGGCAAUGGGAACAAUUUGUUAUUUUUUUCCAAUUGUUUGCAUAUUUUUCGCUGUCAGAUGAUUUUCCAGUGCUAUGACAGCAGUGCAAAAUUGCUUUCGAUUGGUUCGUUUGCGGGAAAGUGUGUGGUGUAGGAAAUAACAAGAAAUUUUCGGGAAUCCGAAAUAUAGAAUAUUUCAAUUAAAAAAUCUCUUGAAUUAGGCGCAUUGUAAUGUCGGGCUUAAUUUCGAUAACAGUACGGCGUCUCCCACGCGAUGUCCUUAAACUGGGAAUGCAAGCUGCACUUACUCAGGAGGUUAAAUCAGCAUGUGUAAUACGCCAAUUUUCAAAGUUAUCAGUGGUAACACAAACCCAGGCUAUUACAAGAAGUGAAGCCCUUCCUACCGUCGCAUACCCCUCUCAAAGAACUAUCAAUUCUUUUGGAACUCAAGGUUUUCACACCACUAGUAAUUUGUGGACCACUGAGACGGUAAAAACGCCUCCUUUCCCUGAGUCCGUAGCCGAAGGAGAUGUCAAAUUUACUGUUAAAGUUGGAGAUUAUGUGGCUCAAGAUCAGGUUGUUAUGGAAGUUGAAACCGACAAAACUGCAAUGCCUGUCCCUGCGCCUUUCGGAGGUGUAAUUCGUGAGAUAUUAGUAGAAGAUGGUGUAACAGUGAAAGCCGGUCAACCUUUGUUCAAAAUAGAAAAGGCGGAAGGUACGCCAACUGCAGCUGCCGCUGCACCGGCAGCUGCUGCACCUCCACCUGCAAAACCUGCUGCUCCUGCACCAGCUCCAGCUGCAGCACCGGCACCAAAACCAGCUCCUCCGGCUGCAAGACCACCACCACCACCUGCAGCAAGAGCUGCUCCUCCACCACCACCUCCUAAGCCCUCAGCACCUGUGGGCCAAAUUCCAGUUGCUUCUGUGCCACCUGCUCAAGCCGCUCCACAAAUAAAGGUUCCACCAAGUGAUUAUUCGCGUCAGAUUACCGGCACCCGAACCGAACAACGUGUGAAAAUGAAUCGAAUGCGCCAAAAGAUUGCAUCUCGUUUGAAGGACGCACAAAAUACAAACGCGAUGUUGACCACGUUCAACGAAAUCGAUAUGAGCGCUGCCAUGGAAUUCCGUAAAAGUAAUCUAGAUGCUUUCCAAAAGAAGUUUGGCAUCAAGAUAGGAUUUAUGUCUAUAUUCUCUAAAGCCUCUGCUUACGCAUUACAAGAUCAGCCUGUAGUUAAUGCUGUUAUUGACGGUCAGGAAAUCGUGUAUCGCGAUUACGUGGAUAUCUCAGUGGCUGUUGCUACACCCAAGGGUCUAGUAGUGCCCGUGAUAAGAAAUGUCGAAAGUAUGAAUUAUGCGGAUAUUGAAAUUGCCUUGGCUGCACUUGGUGAAAAAGCAAAACGGAAUGCAAUCGCCAUUGAAGAUAUGGAUGGUGGAACCUUCACCAUCAGUAAUGGAGGCGUAUUCGGUUCGUUGAUGGGAACGCCAAUUAUAAAUCCUCCCCAAAGUGCUAUAUUGGGUAUGCAUGGCAUAUUUGAGCGACCAGUUGCGGUAAAGGGACAAGUUGUCAUACGUCCAAUGAUGUAUGUUGCUCUUACUUACGACCAUCGACUGAUUGAUGGACGUGAGGCUGUAAUGUUCUUACGUAAAGUCAAGGCUGCUGUAGAAGAUCCUAGAAUAAUGCUGGCUGGAUUAUAAA
Bactrocera latifrons is the source of this 1785-nucleotide messenger RNA. Its product is annotated as dihydrolipoyllysine-residue succinyltransferase component of 2-oxoglutarate dehydrogenase complex, mitochondrial. The transcript is spliced from 7 exons. The record is from RefSeq and is a predicted model, not a curated record. Gene Ontology annotation, biological process: tricarboxylic acid cycle. Gene Ontology annotation, molecular function: dihydrolipoyllysine-residue succinyltransferase activity. Gene Ontology annotation, cellular component: oxoglutarate dehydrogenase complex. The coding region runs from base 321 to 1784 and encodes 487 amino acids. NCBI's taxonomy places the organism in Eukaryota, Metazoa, Arthropoda, Insecta, Diptera, Tephritidae.